Nylanderia fulva is the source of this 2187-nucleotide messenger RNA. It is a transcript of the gene Ilk, whose product is annotated as integrin linked kinase. Gene Ontology annotation, molecular function: protein binding; protein kinase activity; ATP binding. Gene Ontology annotation, cellular component: BRCA1-BARD1 complex; BRCA1-A complex. Gene Ontology annotation, biological process: protein phosphorylation; protein K6-linked ubiquitination. Lineage: Eukaryota; Metazoa; Arthropoda; Insecta; Hymenoptera; Formicidae. The record is from RefSeq and is a predicted model, not a curated record.
UCGACUAGAGAUAAGCCUGAUUAUGUCAAUGCUCGCUUCGUCGUAUGAACCUUCUACACCUUGUGCACUUCGAAUAGGUUGGACAGAUCUUGCUGAUUGGCUUCGGCCGAGGGUGCAGACUCUUACUCGAGAAUCUUUAAUUAAAAUGUCUUCAUUAUCCCGCAUUUUGUCAAGGCUGUCUCAAGUCACGUGGGUAACCAAUGUCCACCCACAGACAAGCUGAUUUCUCUGUGUUGUUUGUUCAUGUGUCAACGUCGGUGCGCGGAUCUUAUAUGGUCACCUGGGUGCAGUUUGUAUAAUUGAUCGCUGCACUGGACAAGUGUAAAGAUCAGGAGUCGCGUGACAUUCGAAAUUCCAGCUGUGGAAUGUGAGAGUUCAAUUGACAGUUUUUUUUCCAAAAAUUAACAUAAUUGUAAAUUGAAGUUACAUGCAACAAAGAAUAAGGCUGCCGUGCUGAUGUGUUAGUAUCAGGAAUAUGGCUAUAUUUAGCGUAUGACGAGACUGGCCGUUUCGGAGCACGAAUAGUGCCGUUGCUCUCGUACAACUAGCGUAUCGUCUGUGUUUACGACUAUAUUGUUUGACAAGCAGAACGAAAAUGGAAGAUAUAUUUCAAUGGUGUCGCGAGGGCAACGCUAUGCAGGUCCGCGUCUGGCUGGAUGACACCGAGCACGACAUGAAUCAAGGAGAUGAUCAUGGAUUCAGCCCACUUCACUGGUGUUGUAAAGAAGGACAUUUAAAAUUGGCAGAACUACUCCUCAGCAGAGGUGCACGCAUUAAUGCUACCAAUAGAGGUGACGAUACACCUUUGCAUCUUGCUGCAGCACAUGGACACAAGGAAAUAGUACAGUUGUUACUUAGAAAUCGUGCCGAUGUAAAUGUCACAAAUGAACAUGGAAAUACUGCCUUACACUAUGCUUGUUUUUGGGGAGAUCAAGCAAUUGCAGAAGAAUUGGUUGCAGCUGGUGCUCUUGUGUCCAUAGCCAACAAAGACGGUGAUACUCCUCUUGAUAAAGCCAGAGGUGUCGUGGCUAAGAGAUUGCAUGAUUUAGCAUUAGAAUAUGGACAAGAUUUGAAGAAAAUUCAAUUUAAGGAUCAGAGCUGGUUAGGUUUGAAAACCAGGAGCCGGGACGCGACACUUUCUCGGCACAAAGGAAUCAGUAUGAUAGAUCUUGCUCUGCAUACGCAUCUCGCGAGCACACCCAGUGGUGAAACUUGGCGAGGACGAUGGCAGAACAACGAUAUCGUCGCCAAGAUAUUAAACUUUCGCGAGUGCACCGCACGCAUCUGCAGAGAUUUCAACGAGGAAUUUCCAAAGUUGAGAAUCUUUUCACAUCCCAAUGUUCUACCGGUUCUCGGUUGUGUAAAUCAGCCGCCACAGUUAGCAACUGUUUCACAGUAUAUGGCGCGAGGUAGUCUGCAUCGACUUCUGCAUGGUGGAACUGGUGUCCUGGUGGACACAGCUCGUGCUCUUCGAUUGGCUCUUGAUAUCGCCAGGGCUAUGGCAUUCCUUCAUGGUUUGGAUCGGCACAAUAGAUGUAGAUUUCAUCUAAACAGUAAGCAUAUAAUGAUUGACGAGGAUUUAACAGCUCGUGUGAACAUGGCAGACGCCAAGUUUUCCUUCCAAGAAGUCGGACGAAUUUACGAGCCGGCGUGGAUGUCGCCAGAAGCUUUAAGCAAGCGUUCCGCAGAUAUCAAUCUUGAAGCGAGCGAUAUGUGGAGCUUUGCCGUUCUUUUAUGGGAAUUGGCAACCAGAGAAGUACCAUUUGCGGAUCUAUCGCCCAUGGAAUGUGGCAUGAAGAUUGCACUGGAAGAUUUACGCGUAAGUAUUCCACCGGGUAUCUCUCCACAUCUUGCAAAGCUCAUUCGCAUCUGUAUGAAUGAAGAUCCGGGUAAACGACCAUGUUUUGAUAUGGUUGUACCAAUUCUGGACAAGAUGAAGCGUUGAAAUGCCCGCUUUAUUGCUUGACAGUCAACAGCAGUAAUACAAAAGUAACACAAAGAGAUAUAUGUCUUCAGAAAAAAAUUUAAUCAAAAAGUGCCUAACGAAUCUCUACAUUUAUGAAAUACUGCCUGUAGAAUUAUUAAUAAUGAUAGAAUAUUUUUAUAUCACUGUGUUCUAUACAAAUGGAACGAAUGCUAUCUUUAGAAAUUCACAACUAGGCUCUAAAUAAACUAAUAUUUUUUUUA